Messenger RNA from Microthlaspi erraticum, 1716 nucleotides. The record is from the annotation of a GenBank genome assembly. NCBI's taxonomy places the organism in Eukaryota, Viridiplantae, Streptophyta, Magnoliopsida, Brassicales, Brassicaceae.
AUGGACAUGGCGAAAUCGGUUGAGCAAGAAGAAGAAAGCUACAACUCGAGAUUGUUCGAUCUCGAUAGCAUGAAGGAGAAAGACUCAUCUUCACGGCACGUCAAGAAACGCAACACAGAGUCAGAUUCCGCCUUGAGAACUGAAGAUCCAGACAUGAAUGAUGACGUUGUUUUCAAGAAAACCGCGGCCUCAAGUGUCCGGCCAAUGUUACCGCUUCGACAGCCUCUGGCUAAGGACGAGCCGCCUCAGCCGAAUGAAGCAACUGAUGAAGAACUACAGGAAGAGGCAGGCAAGAGAGAUAACAUUUUUAUAACAUUUUUUCUUAGAUUAAUAAGUCUUCCUGAGGAACAGAUGAAAGAAAGGUUUGCGAAAUUGCUUCUAGGAGAAGACAUGUCAGGAGGAGGAGAAGGUGUUUCGUCAGCUAUGGCAUUAUCAAACGCCAUCACAAAUCUUUCGGCUUCUGCGUUUGGAGAACAACGGCGUUUAGAGCCAUUAUCUGAGGAGAGAAAAAAACGGUGGAGAAGAGAAAUCGGAUGGUUUCUCUCUGUUACUGAUCAUAUAGUCGAAUUCUCUCCAACACAACAAACAAACAAAGAUGGAUCUUCCAUGGAGGUAAUGUCAACGAAACAGAGAACAGAUCUUGCCUCCAAUAUCCCUGCUCUUAAGAAACUCGAUGCUAUGCUCAUUGAUUGUCUUGAUAAAUUCAAGGAUCAGGAUGAGUUCUCUUACGUCACAAGCGAUUCUCCGGAAUCUCUAAAUAUAAACUCGACCAGGAACGAUGAUAAAUGGUGGCUUCCGACAGUCAAAGUUCCUCCUAAAGGCUUAUCUGAAAAGUCCAAAAGGUUUCUAUUGAGUCAGAGAGAGUGUGUGUUCCAAGUGCUUAAAUCAGCAAUGGCCAUAAACGCUGAGGUCUUGUCUCAAAUGGAGAUCCCUGAGAGCUACAUUGACUCACUUCCUAAGAAUGGGAGAGCUAGUCUUGGAGACAACAUCUACAGAACGAUAACAUUAGACACGUUUGAUCCAGAGCAUUUUCUUCUUGAAAUGGAUUUAUCAUCUGAGCACAAGAUUGUUGAUCUAAAGAACAGAUUCGAAGCUUCGGGUGUGAUAUGGAAGAGAAAGAUAGUGCAGAAAGACAACAAGUCGUCGUCUCCAUUUAGUACGAACCUGAGUAUGGAGAAGAGACAACUGCUAGAAGAAAGAGCAGAAACAAUCUUGCUUCUUCUAAAACAAGAAUUCCCAGGGAUCUCCCAAUCCACACUUGACAUCAGCAAGAUACAAUUCAACAAAGAUAUAGGGUUCGCUAUACUGGAAAGUUAUUCGAGGGUUCUUGAAAGCUUGGCGCACACGGUAAUGUCAAGAAUAGAAGAUGUUCUUGAAGCUGAUCAGCUAACUCAGGACUCUGAAAUCGCGGUUUGUAAGAGAUAUAUAGUGAAGGAAACAGAGAGUCCAGUGAUGGAACAAGGCCAAAACUAUUGUCUUUUGGAGGAGAGACCGAAGAAGCAGAAGCCUCCCAUUUCACUGUCAGAGGUAAUGCAAUGGAAUAUGGAAGACCAAGAUCAACCGAAGAAAGAAAAGAACGAAGCACCAUUGAAAGAAUCAGGCAAGAAACUGUUGACCAGAGUGUCAAGCAUGAUCAUGGCUAAUAACAAGAAGACCACUUCUUAUCUUGAAUCUCUUGGAACCACAAGAAGUCCAACCGCAGGACGAUACUCUUGA